UGUUAAUCGGCCCUGAUCAUCAGCUGUUUUUAAACAAUUGGCCGAGACAAUUAUUGGCUGAUACAUCAGUGCAUCCCUUGUUAUUGCUGUUAAGUAACCACAAUUUGAAUACACUUUUGGUGUAACGGGUGCUCCUAAAACCACAUUAGACUGCAAAGUGAUUUUCUACCGCCUGAUGCAUAUCGUGGUUGCAUCUUACAAAAUAAUGAAAAUUUUGUCUCUUUGAGCAUUUUAGAAAUUGCCAAAUUAGUCUUACAAGUUGUCUUAGAAGUAUCAAUACAGAUCUAUUGUUUAAACUAAAGUAACAUUUACUUAUUUAUCUUGUCUUGGUUGUAGAAUGACUUCCAAUACAACUCUUCUCCUUCACACCCACUCUGAGGUCUCAAACCACCAUAAGAACACUACAGUGGACAUCGAAGUCAUCAUGAAUGAGGUCAGCAUUGUCUUUCUCACCAUCAUCAUUCUCUUCGGCACCACUGGGAACUCUGUGGUCAUCUGGGUUGCCGGCUUCCGCAUGAAGCCCAAAGUCACUAAUGUGUGGUUGGUCAAUCUUGCAGUAGCUGAUCUGAUCUUCUGCCUGACACGAGUCCUAUCAGUAAUCUCAAGCCUUUUCUAUGACCACUGGCCUUUUGGGGUCUUUCUCUGCAAGUUCAAUGGCUUCUUCAAGUACGCCAACAUGUUCUGCAGUGUUUUUCUUCUGGCUGUCAUCAGUGUGGAUCGAGCACUCUGCGUCUGGUGCCCAGUUGUUACUAGGAAACGACGGACGUUAUGUGCCGCUCGUGUGGUCAGUGUGGGAGUUUGGAUUGUGUCGUUGAUCUUUAGUUCACCGUACUUUGUGUACCGGCAGGUCUUCCCUGACAAGAAUAACUUGAGCCACUGCACACUGAAGGUCAGAAUGGCUGCACAAAAUCAUGCAUAUACAUUAUUAUAUAAUGAUUAUAUUCAGUAAAUAUAUUAAUGUAUGUCAUCUUUUUUUUUUUUUUUUUUUUGCAGCACAAAGGAGCAGCAGAGGGUGACAAUUCAGCCAAGUAUGUCUAUUACUGCAUUCGCUUCAUCUGUGGAUUCCUGAUGCCCUUCCUGG
Messenger RNA from Ctenopharyngodon idella (grass carp), 1081 nucleotides. RefSeq names its product formyl peptide receptor-related sequence 3-like. Lineage: Eukaryota; Metazoa; Chordata; Actinopteri; Cypriniformes; Xenocyprididae. Gene Ontology annotation, molecular function: complement receptor activity; G protein-coupled receptor activity. Gene Ontology annotation, biological process: positive regulation of cytosolic calcium ion concentration; phospholipase C-activating G protein-coupled receptor signaling pathway; complement receptor mediated signaling pathway. Gene Ontology annotation, cellular component: plasma membrane. The coding region runs from base 338 to 949 and encodes 203 amino acids. The transcript has a single exon. The record is from RefSeq and is a predicted model, not a curated record.